GCUUUGAUAGAUCACAGUGGCCCAGAUGGCAAAGCCAUAGCUGUUAUGGAGGCUGCUGCGAUCAUGAUCUACCUGGUCGAGAAGCAGGGAUCCGAUUUCUACCCAAGGGAUGCGAGGCUUCGCUGCGAGUGCUUGCAGUGGCUGUUCUGGCAAACUGGUGGACAGGGGCCGAUGACUGGGAAUUUCGGUCACUUCAAAGUCUAUGCACCCCCCAAUGAGGCGGAUGCUCGCAACUAUGGUGUUGCCAGAUACGGCAUGGAGGUUCAGAGAAUUUGCUCUGUUCUGGAUCGGCACCUUGCAGGCUAUGGAGAUUUCACGGCAACCCGGGUCUGCGAUGCCAAGGCCCCCGGCAGUACCUCGUUGGUGACAGCUAUAGCAUCGCCGACAUGGCCCAGAGCCAAGGCCUGCUUUCCCUGGGCCUUCAUGUUGUGGGGCAAGGGUUACAAUCGCCCUGGACAGCCAGAUGCGAAGGAUCGACCGAGUAGCAGAGAGACCAGCGGUGCAGCGUGGCAUCCGAGUUUGUGCCGGUUCGCCGAAGCCAUGGGAGAAGGAGACCGCCCGCACAUCCUUUGUUGCCCGCAGUUGAGCUGCGAGACGCUGGGGGAUGUAGACGCCGCUGCACAUGCUGAAGAAAAGCAAGAGGAUGCAGCGGACGAGUGCAACGACAUAGACGACAAUGACGACAUCGACUUCGCAGCAUUGACCGAGGCCCAACACCAAGCUGCCACUUUGACAGGCGCAGCGGACGAUCGUCGUCUAAAGCCAAAAGACUUUUCGGGCCGUGAGAGCUCGGGAUCGGAAGAAGAGGAGAGCUGGGGCCAGGGAGUCCGCACCUCAAAGCCGCUGGUGGUCUCCUUCACGGUGGUUUGUGAGAACGAUCUCAUAUGCGUCAAGCAAGCUGGCAUUGCACUUCCCUCCCUGAAAGAUGUCUUGAAAGGGUCCAGCAAGCCAGCGAUUGUCAUCCCGUCACUGAAGGAGGCUCUGCGAACAGCCGGAGCCGCCCAGGCGACGGCUGAAGUCCCUGAGCCUGCAAAGGCACGUGAGAAGGACAUGCAGGAGCAGAGCGCGCCUGCCAGCGAACCUUCUGAGCUUCCUCCAACGACAGAUGGAGGCCGCCCCUGCGGCCCUGCAGGUGAGACAGAGAAGUCUCUGGCGCAGAGGAGUGCCGUUUCCUACGAGGAUGUCGAUGAGCCAGUUGCUGCUGAAGCCCCGGCUGCCAGCUCAGAUGUUGUGGACCAGAGCAGGCUCCAGGUCGCGAUCUCGCGGGUCGCCAAAGACUCGGAGCGGCGGGCCCGGACCCCAGCAGCAACAAACUCGCGUUCGGUGUUCAUCACCAACCUGCCAUUCAAGGCACAGGAGGAGGAGAUUCGCAGCUGGCUGGAAAAAGCCGGUGAGAUCAAGGGUCUCCGGCUCAACCGGGACAAGGUCACCACGAAAGCGCUGGGCUUUGGACACGUGCAGUUCGAGUCCUCACAGGUUGCAGACGCUGCUGUCGAACAGUGUGACAAAGUGGAGCUGCAUGGACGCGUGAUGCGAGUCGCGCCGGUGGAUCCCAACACAAAGUUUCAGUUUGAGCUCCCGGAGAACAUCAAGGAGGACCUUCUAGGCCUAAUGCGCGAGGCAUACGAAGGCAAGAACAUCAGCACCAUCAAGGAUGCCUGGCAAAAGCGACAUCCAGGACAAAAGCUGGACACCGCCAAGUGGGGUUUCAAGAACUUUUCGUCUUCCCUGAAGACCUUGGAAGGCGUCACGCUGGAGCACCACUUGGAAAAGACUCUGACGUACUUGGCUUUCUUUGACGGCUCUCCCGCGCACAAGGCCUACCUCGAGGAGAGAUCCAAGAGACAAGCGGAGGGCAAAGUGGCUGAAAAUCCUGGCGAGGCAAAGCGAGCAGCUGCUGAGGCUGAUGUGCUGAAGCCCGACAAAAAGCCGAAGGUUGAGAAUGGCUCCAGCCACCUGAAGGGCUUCGAGACGGGCAACGCCCAAGAAGUUCCGGAGCCCACCAGCUUUGGCGCCUCAGCUCUGGAGGCCUGGCUGGAUGCCACCUUGGAAACCCAGAGGCUCAGCUCGAAAGCUGCUUGUCCAGAGCGGCUCAAGGUUCACCGAGAGGCUCUGGCCUGGCUUUGUGACCUCCUCCCGACCUAUGGCACGGUCCUCUCCAGAGUGCUGGACGAGGUCGACGGAGCUUUGCACAGGCUGGAGACAUGGCAGGGGGAGCUUCAGAAGAUGCAUGGCCUGAACCGCACGCUCCAGAGUCAGUUGCGAUCCCUUCGGGUCCUGCACAAGCUGCAGGUCGAGGAAGCCUGGUCUGUGACCAAGAAGAGCAGCGAAGCUGAGACCCAGCCUGUAGCUGCACCAAUGGCUGACAGCCAGAAGCUGGACAAGGAUGCUCAAGCCGAAGUCACCAAGCGCAGACAUGCGGAACGCAAAUCGCUCAAGCUCCAAUCCGAGCUUCAGAGUGUCAGGCACCAGCUGCAGGAGUUGGAAAUCAAAGAGGCUGACAAAGUUGCAGCCAAAGAUGAAAUGCACAGGCUUAUCGAGCAGAGGGAGCAGAUCUCUCGCAAGAAUGAUGCGCGGUGGACCGAGACAGCCAAUGCUGGGACACCGCAAGCACAGUUGCCCUCCAGCUUUCCGAGGCUGCAGAAAGAGCGCUCGCAGCUGCAGUCGGACCUACGCAAGUGCAAGCCCCAAAGUUUGCUCUCCUUAAGGUCGCUGACUUUGCAGCGAAUGCCUAGGUCCCAGCAAGAGAAUGAUCAGCUGAAGCAGCAGCUGAACUCGCCGAGUGCUUGGUACAAGUACCCCGCCCUGCUGGUCGAGUGA
Messenger RNA from Symbiodinium necroappetens, 2820 nucleotides. NCBI's taxonomy places the organism in Eukaryota, Dinophyceae, Suessiales, Symbiodiniaceae. The record is from the annotation of a GenBank genome assembly.